AUGGCUGAUGAGGAAGCAAGGGGUGAAGCAGAAGAGCAGGCAGCUAAGAAAGGCAAGGGGAAGAAGGCUUUCAAGUGCCGGUACUGCGACCGGGUGUUUGCAACCUCGCAAGCACUUGGUGGCCACCAAAACGGCCACCGCCGGGAACGGGAUGCUGCCAGAAGGGCUGAGCGUGCAGCCGAGCUCUUCUACAGCAUGCAGACGACACCAGUGCCCAUGCUCUCAUUCCCAUCAUUUCUGCACUCCAGUCAGCCGCUUGUGCAUGCUGCCAGAGGCCAUCUCCGGCAGCCACUGUGCCCACCAUAUCACCCCGUGCCACCCUCUGCUCACUACCAGCAUUACCAUCCACCUUAUAGCUUCGACAACAACGUGGAAGCCACAUCGAGGAUUGAUCCAAGGUACAGUUUCUCGGUUUCCCCUUAUGGUGGGCAUGUGCUAAGAGACAAGGAGAGCUCAAGAACUGCAAACUGUCAAAGAAGCUACAACCCUAAAAUUGCUGGUAAUGCAAGGGCACCGCAAGAAAUGGCACAGGUGACCAUGCAAGUCCCAUCAGCAUCCACAAACAUAACCUUAGAAUUUAAGCAAGACAGUGUUUGCGCUGAGGAUGGUAAGAAUGGCAAUGAAGAUAAGAUAGACCUUACUCUUCAUCUAUGA
Musa acuminata AAA Group (dessert banana) is the source of this 654-nucleotide messenger RNA. Its product is annotated as zinc finger protein JAGGED-like. The record is from RefSeq and is a predicted model, not a curated record. Gene Ontology annotation, biological process: negative regulation of abscisic acid-activated signaling pathway. NCBI's taxonomy places the organism in Eukaryota, Viridiplantae, Streptophyta, Magnoliopsida, Zingiberales, Musaceae. The transcript has a single exon. Bases 1 to 654 code for a protein of 217 amino acids.